CUCGCCGAGUGAGCUCCUGUCGCUCGUUGUCUCGAUAAUCGUAUGUUUUCGUGUAUUGUGUUCUGAAAUAUAUUAUCUGUACUUUUACAUUUAGUGUCAAGUUAAGUUUUUUUUUAAUGUGAAUUACAGUUUAAGUGGAACAUUAAAAUUUGGAUUGGAGUUUUUUAUUAAAACUUGUGACCGUGAACAUCUUGGCACAUCGAUAAACAGAGUCACAUGAAAGUCAAACGAAGGCCUACUUUCAACGAAAAGGCAAAGAAGAAUAGUAAUGAAGGGAUUCAGCCAAUGCUAACAUUUGGAUCUACACACGGUUCGAAUAAACGAUUCUUUUUUUGAUAAUGGCCGAAGAGAAAAAGAAGAAAGACUCCAGUGCAUUGUUAUCGAAAAAGAAAAAAGUGAAGCCACGAAAAUCCCGCGACGCAGACUGCUUGAGUGUCAAUUUCCUGAAGUGUGUUCUACAUAUUUUUAACGUCAUAUUUAUGUUUGCAGGUAUAGGGGUAUUAAUAGUGGGUGCAUGGACAGUGGCGUCGCGGCAUAGGUUCGUGCCGUUACUGCCCACCCCGACCUACCCCGCUAUCGCCUACCUGUUAGUGAUCGCUGGGGGCAUGGGCGUGCCCCUCUGUGCAUUGGGAUGCUGCGGUCUCAAAACUGAAAACAGAACAAGUUUACUAUGUUACACAUACUUCCUGCUGUUUACCUUCAUACUGGAGUUAGGCGCAGGAGGGCUGGCGUAUUACUACGAGGUUGCGGUUGAAUUUGAACUGAAAGCAGAACUCAACAACACAUUCAUAGCUAACUACGCACUAGACGUAGUGGUUACGGACGCGGUCGACCUCAUGCAAUCAGAGUUUAAAUGCUGCGGCGCGUCGCGGUACUCGGACUGGCGACGCAGCGCGUGGCACGAGCACGACCCGCGCCUGCUCGUGCCCGACUCCUGCUGCAAGACGGUCACCUCGCGCUGCGGCAUGCGCGACCAUCCCUCCAACAUAUACCACAAUGGUUGUGUGGCUCCAUUUACGAGUCACAUCCGGGAGCAUCUAAUAAUCCUUGCAGCGGUGGGGGUCGGGAUGUCCGUUAUACCGAUAUUCGGUUUUCUAUUCUCAUGCAUCCUCUACGUUAAAAUAAAGCACGUGAUAGACUGACACAGAAAGAAGCAGGCCAAGCCCGCUGCUAACAGGAAGGUGUUCGAUAAAUCUGCUAGCGCCGGAGACUUGACCAAGUACCAGAAGGCCGGCCCGCGCACUCUGAAGCCUCCAGAACGUUCUAGAACGAAGCACAGCAGGCGCGCGCCUUGUCCUCUACAUCAUAAGAAACCACCCAUUUCGACUAUCAGUGAUAAUGUUAGUAUAUAAUAUUUUUUUUUAAUUACACGUUUUUGAAUGAAACGGUCUUGUACUUUGGUUCGGCUUUUACAUGUUAAAUGUUAAUACCAAAAAUAUUUGUUUUUUUUUCUGAUUAAGCAAUUGAUUUAACUGUUUUUUGUUCUUGAUACUAGAUUGUUUUAGCUUCUUAUUUACAUAUUUCAUUCUUUUAAUAAGAUUUACUUUUUGUGUAUAGAGGAAUAGUCAAAGACCGAAUUAAUAUCAGUCGUGUACUUAGUUAUUUUGUAAAUAUUGUAAUAACCCAGAGAUAAGUGAAACGAAUUAAUUUAUUACGAUAAAAGUUCAAAGGGCUUAUCUUGAACAUACGUGAGUAUGUUUCAAAAUGCAAUCUUUUUACGAAUGUGCUUUCACCAUUGUCACACAAAUAUUCCUGAUAGGCCCUCUUAACAUUGCUCAUGUUUUCCUUGGUUUAUUAUAUUUUCUAGCAAUAGAAAUAUAUUGAAUUUGGAAUAAAUUAAACGUGUUCAUGUGUUUUAAAAUUAAUUUGUUUACUUAUCUCGAAUUUGUUUUAAUGGUGCUAUACUGUAAGUGUAUAUUAUCGCAUUAGUUCUAAUUAAAUUUAAUGAAUUUUCAUUUGUACAGAACUAAAUUUAAGCAAGUUAAAAGUUACAUAAUAACUACGAUUAAUAUAUUAAUAUAAAAUAAACUUGAAUUAAGCUAUCAGAUUAUUUUUAAUUCACAACAUAAAAU
Molecule: messenger RNA, 2072 nt
Organism: Papilio polytes (common Mormon)
Lineage: Eukaryota; Metazoa; Arthropoda; Insecta; Lepidoptera; Papilionidae
Product: CD151 antigen-like
Exons: 8
Coding region: 339-1142 (267 amino acids)
Cellular component (GO): membrane
Source: RefSeq, a predicted model, not a curated record